This is a messenger RNA of Astyanax mexicanus (Mexican tetra), 1886 nucleotides long. RefSeq names its product shisa family member 4 (gene shisa4). The coding region runs from base 222 to 827 and encodes 201 amino acids. The record is from RefSeq and is a predicted model, not a curated record. NCBI's taxonomy places the organism in Eukaryota, Metazoa, Chordata, Actinopteri, Characiformes, Acestrorhamphidae. The transcript has 5 exons.
ACCGGAGUCUCAGUACAUCACUGUUUGCCCGCAGGCUGUGUUGCUCGCGCGGCGGCGGCGGGAUCUCGCGUGCGCAUUGGAACCGGAGCGGAUAUUUUGGAUACAGCGGCGCCGCGCUCUCUCUCCGUACAGAUGUAAGGUGCUGUUCUGUUCCAGCCUCUUCUCUCUACUCUCUGCGGCUCCGGUUCAGGUCCCGGUUCGGUCGGUGGUGCGGAGCGGAGAUGGCGCUGGCCGCGCUGGCUGUAGUGGCGCUGUGGGCGCUGCUGUCGGUGUGUGACGUGAGUGCUAAUGAGGACUGCUUGUGGUAUGUGGAUAAAAAUGGCACCUGGCACAAUGGCUUUGACUGCCAACUCAUCUCCUUCUGCUGUGGGACCUGCGCCCGGCGCUACUGCUGCCUUAACCCCGCAAAGAUGAUCACAGAGUCAGUACAGAAGCGCUGCAUGCUCCUCCGCCUCAGCCCGUCCACCAUUGCUGGAAUCGCUUCCUCUAUCCUGCUUUUUGUGGCGGCCAUUGCCACCAUGGUCUGCUGCUUCAUGUGCUCCUGCUGCUACCUGUACCAGCGCCACCAGCAGCGGGGCCGAUCAUCUUACGAAGCUCAGCACAUUCCGAUGGCCAGCUACCCUGUGGAACCCAUGUAUGACGUUUAUGGAAAACCCAUCCGAAACCCGGAGAACCCUGGAUAUCCGAUGGCUCCACAGUACCCUGGUGUGCCCCCGCAGUACCCCAUGAUGGCACCGGGGCCAUACCCUCCAUAUACUCCUGCUGACCCGGGUUUCAAUUUUGGAGCUCCUCCACCAUAUUCCCCCCCGCAGUAUCCGGGCCACUGAGGGGUUGGCCUGUAACGGAUCAGAGCUCAGACUGGCAUGAGAGACUCUCCUCGAGUCAUUAAACUGACCUGACAGAUCGUCUUCAGAAUCUCUUUAUUUAUUUCCUAUUUAUUUCUGUUUUUUUCUCUGGAGUGCAGCAUGAACGGGCCGGGUCCGCCUGAUGGAGUGAGUCCAGGAGUGAGUACCGGGGUGAACACACACUCAUCUCACGAGUCGCUGAGACAUUUUACACUCUCUCUGAAGCACAAUGACUCCCCCUCCCCUUCCCACUCCACGUCACAGAGCUGACCUUAGUCCGUCCAGAAUUUUACUGCUACCAUCCUCCUGCGUCAUCAUACACGCCCGCUAAACCUCCUUCAGAGGCUCUGGUGUUGGUACCCGUGGGGUGACGGACUGGUUGCUUCUGUUUCUGCUGCCACAGGAUCCAUUUCACUUGUCUGUUUAAAACUCAUAAUCCAUAGAUCAUAAAGCAUGUUAUCUGCAACAGUACAGACUGGAAUGUUCUACAUAUAAUAAAAAGUACAUAUAAUAAAACACACUACCCGUCUUAUUAGAGUAAAAAAAAAAAAAAAAAACACUAGGCAACGUUAGAUUUGUCUGUUUUUGACCACAAAGGUAAAUUAGAGUUAGAUUUUUCUUUAUCUUUGUUGAAUUUAGUGCCCUAUGAUAUCCAUUCCAAUUUUCCCCAAAAAAUGUUGUCUGUUAUUAUUUAUUUAUACAAAAUAGUCUUUAUAUCUGAAGUCUGUUUUAUUUUCCCCACAUUCCAUUUUUGUGUUUAUAGUUUUUGUUUCCAGAUGUUUUUUUCUGCAUUCCAAUUUUUAGUUUGACACACAUUUUAGUGUUUUUUCCCAGACUAUUCACCCAUUCCAAAAUGUAGAAUUUUAUCUCACAUUAUUGUCUUUUAUAUCUGAAGUCUGAUAGAAUAUUUCCCCACAUUCCAUUUUUUUUUUUGUCAAUUUAGUUUUUUUUUUUUUUUGCAUUACAAUUUUUGAUUUGUUUUUCACAGAGUUGUAUCUUCAUAUCUAAAAUAUAUAGUGUGUUUUUUUUUUUUUUUUUUUU